Ascoidea rubescens DSM 1968 is the source of this 1657-nucleotide messenger RNA. RefSeq lists its product as uncharacterized. NCBI's taxonomy places the organism in Eukaryota, Fungi, Ascomycota, Saccharomycetes, Ascoideales, Ascoideaceae. The transcript has a single exon. The coding region runs from base 15 to 1598 and encodes 527 amino acids. The record is from RefSeq and is a predicted model, not a curated record.
CUUUUGCUCGGCCCAUGGACUCCUCCAGCAACAGCUUCACCAACCCCCUCAAGAUCGCUGUUCGAGACCCAGAACAGAGCCUGUCCAGCGACGCCUAUGUCCGGAACAGCAGGCCUCUAGCAGCUCUUCGUUGCAAAGGCGAUGGUGCUGCCAACGAUGCUCCCAAUGCCAGCAGCAAAGAUGCCAACGACAGCGAAGACAUCGAUAUUUCUGAUUCUGCUCCCAAAAUCUCCAUUUCCAACAGCUCCUCCAAACUCCAUUCCAAGUUCAGCUCAUACACUGGUUUCAAUCCCAACUACGAUUUGCUAGACUCGUUCAAUUCAAACAGUAACUACAACAAUAGCUCUUCCUCAGAAUCAAGUGACCAAGAGGAAAACUUUGAUAACUUGGUCCGAAGAAGAAGGAUAAGUUCUGAUCUAUCGAACUCAAAUAUAAAUCCAGACUCAAGAAGAGGCUCUUUAGCCCUUUUAAAUAAUAAUCAUACUGCCAAUACUCCUACUCCUACUCCUACUCCUGCUACUGCUACUGCUACUGCUACUGCUAUUACUACUGUUAAUAAACAGGCUAUUCCAAACAAAUACAACAUGAAUAUAUUAAAUCAAAAUAAAAGAAAAUUUUAUGCUUUAGAAAAUUAUAAUAGCUCAAAUAUAAACAUCAACAACCCUUUCUCUCUAAAUAACUCAAAUAAUUCAAAUAAUAAUGAUUCAUUUGAAGAUGCAUUGAUGUCUCUGAGCGAUAACGACUCCUCUUCAAACCAACAACAGCGCCCUAAUAUCGUUUUCAGAAACUUUGUAUCAAAAUCAAACUUAAAACCCCAAUUGAAAUCCUUUAGAAGAAUAACAAGAGAAUUGCAAUCCGAAUCUCAUCCACUAGAUAACGAAAUCAAACAUGAAGCCGCCGUAACUUUCACUCUAAGAGAUGAAGAUUACAUCUUGAAAAAUUACAACAAUCUAAAAAACAACAUCUCCCAGCAAAAGAAACAAAAAAACAUCUUCUCAAAUAUAACCUCUUCAACUAGUAUAUCAAAAUUAAGCCACGAUAAAAAUUAUUUAAUGAAUUACAACGAAGAAAGUUUAAGAAAAAAUCAGCUAAUAACAAAAGUAAAUGAAGCUUGGAACACUAAAAAUAAAAAAUUAAUGCUAUCUCUAAAUAAUCAACUAGCAAAUAAUUACAUAAAUCCAACCACUCCAACCACUCCAACCACCCCAAGUUCUUCUUCCUCAAUUGAGCACUCAAAAUUAUCAAAUUCUUUUGAUAACCCUGUCACUCCCAAACAUAACACAAUUUCUAAAUUUUUUAUAAAUGAUACUAAUCAUAAUCAAUCUUCAAAAAAAUUAAAUCCAGAAAAUCUAUCAAUUGAUACUUCUUCUCCAACCUUAGCAAAAAUUGAAACUCCGAGAAAUCAAAUCUUGAAAAGAAAAUUAAAUGACGACUAUUAUUCAAACAAUAAAGGAAUCUCAUAUAAUAAAAGAAGAGCCGUCUCAACAAGCCCCAUAUUAACUACUGGUAGCAGUCCCUCAUCUUUAAUUUCCAAAAGAGGCUUUAAAUUAGUUCAGUCCACAAGUGAUGACCUAGAGAAAAUGUCUCUAAAGGAUUAAUUUAAACAAUUAUAAAUUUGGUUUCAAAUAUUUUUAUUUUUUUUUAUUUUUUUUUUUUU